AUGAGUAAAAAGGUAUUUACUUGUAAGCCCACUUCCACUAAGAACUGGAAAAACCAACCUCUCUUAAUCACUGGGGAGUGGGCGGCGCCUGAGAUGUCUAACAUGCCUAUCCCAUUGGAGUUUGGCCGAAAACCUGUACUUCCUUCGGACAAAAGGUAUCUCCUUUCUGAGGACAGAAUCGCUUGGUUGAAGGAGAACUUAGCUGGUCGGGGGUGGGAUAUCACACGCUUUCUCGAUCUUGCUACUCUCAUUCGUCUCUCCAUUGCUCACUUGUUCAAAGACAUUUGUUCCGUCGACGUUGAACUUUGUUGCAUCGAGGAUUUAGCGUCUCUUAUCCAGGCUAGCUUUCAAGAAAGAGAGGUUGAGUUAGCUCAACACAGCAGCUCCGAGGACUGCGUAUCCGGGUCUAAGUCUGAUCAGUCAGAUAUGUCAGCGCCACGCUCAUUGUCGGUCCUGGGCUUUAGGGAAAAGAGAUCGGGAAAAGAGCUCGAGCCCUCCGGGUUUGCGAAGAAAUCUCGCCAUGCUUCACAAGUCGUUUUGGGUUUGGGCUCACCCAAUGUAUCUGCUUCAAGUACUCCGUCCCGACUUCAACAAGUCCCUCGUGCCCCCACUCCUGCUAGCUCACUAGGCGAGAACGACUUCACAACCAUGACUGACGAACAAAUGUGGGGCUACCAAUCAUAG
Prunus armeniaca (apricot) is the source of this 684-nucleotide messenger RNA. Lineage: Eukaryota; Viridiplantae; Streptophyta; Magnoliopsida; Rosales; Rosaceae. The record is from the annotation of a GenBank genome assembly.